Molecule: messenger RNA, 1607 nt
Organism: Phymastichus coffea
Lineage: Eukaryota; Metazoa; Arthropoda; Insecta; Hymenoptera; Eulophidae
Exons: 6
Coding region: 1-1575 (524 amino acids)
Source: RefSeq, a predicted model, not a curated record
AUGGAUCUUGCAAACUUAUUAGUCGAAUUGAGUAGCGAGGAUUUGUUUGACUUACUGAAAGAAAAAAAAGUAUCAAGUGAUACGUUAAGCAAAUGGUCUUUCUCUGACGUGGAGAGAAUUCUCCCUUCUCAUCGAGUGGAUGAAUUUUGGAUAAAACACCAACAGUAUUUUGUUAAAGAUACUGCAGUUUUAACAUCAAAACAAACAAGCCAAAAAACUGGUACAUCAUUAUUGGAAGAUGAGCAGCGACAAAAUCAUGAACGAGUUCCUUUGCAUCAAAUAAAUAAUGCACAACCAAUAGUGAAUAGAAUUUUCGUGGCAGAGAAUUUUAACGUUCAAAAAGCAUUGAAUGAUACAUUUGAAGGAAGGCAUAUUCUAAAUUGUUAUGAUAAUAAACGCAAGUUGACUCUCAAUAAAAGGAAAAAAGUUGUGCACUUGGUGAUGUGUGCUGUACUUCGAGAAUGCGACAGAGAUUUAGAGGAACAAGAUUUUUUGAUUUUAAGAAGAAAAGUUGUGGAAGUGUUUCCCAGUGAAACGGCUUGUAUUUAUUAUUCACCAUCAGUGGAUAAAAAAAAAACACUCAAUAAAAAAAGCCAAAAAGCUUGUGGCAAAUUAUUGAAUAAAUAUCAGAAUUUGAAACGUUUGCCUAUUGAUAUCUAUAGGCCAGAAGAUAAUGAGAACAAUCCAUUUCAUGAUGAUAGUGAUGAACAUACACCAACUGAGGAAGAACAAGCGAGUCUAGAAUGGCUUCGUACACUAGAAGAACCUUGGGAAACUGCGAAAAAACAUUGGAAAACAACUUACAAGUGCAGACAUCCAAACGGUGACAACAGUGAAAAUAAUAAGCUCGUUCAUAACAUAUUUGAGGCUUGGCCCAUUUUGAAAUGUUCUAAAGGCUAUGAGCUUAUAGACAUGGAUUUUGAUUUAAGCUUAAUGUGUACAAUUGAAAAAGCGAUAGACAACUUAAGUGAUUUUUUUUCAAAAAUUUAUGCUGUAAGAUCUACACCUAAUGAUCCAUUAUGCAUUGUUCUUAAGGAAUUAUUAGAAGCACAAAACAUUAACGCAGAUUCCAAAGUUUAUGUACAGAUGCUGUUACUAUCUUUCAUGCUUCCGUCAACUGCAAGAAUCUCACAAGGUCGAAGAAAACAAUGGAAACCAUCAUGUCUCGAAAGUUUUGAGGGAAUUAUUACUCAUGUUAAGAUUUAUGGAGAUAUCGAAAAGAGGCAAGAAGAGAAGAAAUUGUUUGCAAAAAGCAAACGAAUUACACUACAGCCGUAUAUAAUAGUUGUUGGAGAAGAAGAUUGUAGAGUUGAGUCAUCAUAUCUAGUAAUUGAUGAUAACGAGUAUGAGAUGCCAUCGUUACAAGCAGCUAUUGAUUACUGUUUCAAAUCAUUCCACGUGUUCAGUGCUAAGUAUCCACCGCAGAGUGAACAUCUUUGGUUGUUGCUGCAGAACGGCGUUUACAAAUUCCGUACACGCUGGGAUCCCUUAAUAUUAAGCGUAGAAGAGAUGCUUAACGAUAUACAAUUUUCUUUACCACCAUUCAACUUAAACAAAGAUUCAGAUCAAGCUUAAACGCUUUCACUGAUAGCUAAAAUAUAGCUAGU